This is a messenger RNA of Neurospora tetraspora, 429 nucleotides long. RefSeq lists its product as uncharacterized. NCBI's taxonomy places the organism in Eukaryota, Fungi, Ascomycota, Sordariomycetes, Sordariales, Sordariaceae. The transcript has a single exon. The coding region runs from base 1 to 429 and encodes 142 amino acids. The record is from RefSeq and is a predicted model, not a curated record.
AUGACCACCUCUACGACCACCCCGCCGACAACCGCCGUCUCCCGCCCUCCUCCUUAUGCUCUUGCCACCAUCCCGGGCCCCAUCUUCCUCGGCAUCCCUCCUUACUCUCUCAUCCCCAACCUACUCUUUGUCACGCUUAUCACGCUUUCUCCUCCUCCCACCGCCCUCACCAUCCACCACACCACCACCACCUCGGCCGCCACCCCGGGGCUAAAAAACUCGGACAAGAUCGCCAUAGCGUUGGGAGCAGUGGCCGCCGUUGGGGUCGGUCGGAUGGGUUGGCUGGGUUGGGAAAACCACAAAAGGGAGAAAAAGAAGCUGAAAUGGAAGGAGGACGACAGGGCUGCGAGGGUGCAGCAGCAGCAGCCGCAGCAGCAGCAGCAGGGCAAAUCUUCCUCUAUCACCGGCAUUACCCCGUUGCCGGUAUGA